ACCAAAAUUUUCCAAACAUGUCUCGUUCGAUUAUUUAUUGGUUAUCAUUUUUGUUAUUAUUAUCAUCAUCAUCAUUGAUUGAUGCAAAUCGUUUAUCAACCCGAAUGGAUUUUUGUUGGGAAAAAAUACGUGUAACAAAAUUUUUUCGUUUUCAUGAUCAAAUAUUUUUCACAACAAAUAGUGUACAAUAUUAUGAUAAUUUUCGUUUAUUUAAUCUAACAAAUGGACAUUUAUCACAAGAAUUUGAAAUACCUGAUUUGGGUUCAAAUAGCAACAACAACGACCAACAACAGCAAUUACGAAUAAUAUGGGCAUUUACAUUUGAUCCAUUGAAUGAUGAUAAUGAUGAUUAUUGUCAUAAUCAGAAUAAUAUUGGACCAUCAUCAUCAUCAUCGACAACAUCAACAAAUCCAUAUCAAUCAUAUUGUAAUCGUUUAAGAAAAUUAUCCGAUACAAUUAUAGCAAGAUUAUCCGAUAUGAAUUUAAUUUAUUUAUCAUAUCGUUCUGGUCAUUUAAUUGAAAUAAAUAAUGAUGAUGAACCAUUUUUAGAAUUUGAAUCAUUUGUUAAACAUUUAGAUCAAUUUGGUUCGAUUAGUUCGAUUACAUUUGAUAAUCAAAAUAAUUAUUAUUAUAGUAUACAUUUUGUACGUUUAAAUCAAAUAUGUAUGACAAGAAUAAACAAUAACAACGACAAUAACAACAAUGAACAAAUUAUAAAGAAAAAUAUGGCCAUACCAAUGUUAAAAAAUUUAUUCCGUAAAAAUCCAUAUCAAACGGAUUGUUUACAAACAAAUCGUCCAUAUAGUUCAUUAAUUAAUUUUAAUAAUAUAAUUUAUGCAAUUGUAUUAUGGUUUGAUUCACCUGUUGGUUAUAUUGAUCAUUUACAAUUAUUAAAUAAACAUUCAAAUCAUUCGAAUUUGUUUGAAUUUAAACAAAUCGAACAGGAAAGUGAUAAAAAAUUUUUCAAUUGUUAUCACAAUUCUUCAAUCAUUCCAAUGAUGAUGAUGAAUGGACAAAAAUCAUCAAUCAAUACUGAUGUUAUUAAUGGUGAUAUUGAUAAAGAUGAUGUCAAUGUUGAACAUGCGGAAAACAAACCAUCAAUACAAUUAAUACGAAAUCAUCGUCGUUCAUCAUCUUCAUCAGCAUCUGCAUCAUCGAAAACAAAUCAUUCAAAAAUAUCCGAUAGAAUGAUUAAUAAUCAGAAUAAUAACAAUAAUCAAUUAAAUUCAACUGAACAAAUCAAUAAUAUUAUCUUUUGGUUGAUAAUAACAAUGUUAAUAUUGUUUGCUGUUAAUUUUUGUAUGAUCAAACAAUCUGGUUUUGGUUUUCGUUGGCUAAUAAGACAUCAAUCAACAUCAUGGGAUCGAAAUCGUCAUCGUCGUCGAAAUAAUAGUAAUCAUUGUACUCGUGAUGAUGGUGAUGUUACAGUAAAAAAGAUAAAAAAAACUAAAACUAUUAAAAAAUCGAUCAAUAACAACAACAACAAAUCAAUCAAAAAUAAUAAUAAUAAUUCAAAUUCAAAUGAUGAACGAGCGGAUAAAAUGGAACAAAUUAAACGAUUAUUAAAUGCAGAAUUAGCAUCAACACAAACACCAAUAACAACAUUGGGUGAUUUUUCCGAUGAUAAUUUGGAUGUUCAAUGA
This is a messenger RNA of Dermatophagoides pteronyssinus (European house dust mite), 1643 nucleotides long. RefSeq lists its product as uncharacterized. Lineage: Eukaryota; Metazoa; Arthropoda; Arachnida; Sarcoptiformes; Pyroglyphidae. The record is from RefSeq and is a predicted model, not a curated record.